AUGCCCGGCAACUCCAGGCAGGUCUCUUCUAUCUCUGCUAUCUUUGAUAGCGAUAGCAUUUCAAACAGCGACCACCAUUCUCGCAGAGAAUCUUACAUGCGAAAGAAAGCCAAUGGGGUAGGAUAUUCCAAUAUCACCAGCGUGGUCCAGUCCCUCCACCGUCGUAGUGGUGAUGAGCUGGGUACCACUGCUUCGUCCAAGCUCUUGGACAUUUCGCAUGCCUCACUUAUUGAAUGGAUUCUUCUGGGAUGGGCGCAACUUUUUGUCGAAAGAUUGAACUCUUUUGACAGUGCCAUCCAUGACUUUGCGGGUGAUAGCUAUCUUGCCGCUCAGCUUUCGUAUGGUUACUGUGCCAUGCUCCUCGAGCUUGGCAAGGAGAACGCCCAGGCCCUGAUGACCUCCUUUGGAUUCUUUUACAGCACAUCUUCCACGCUUGUGAACCUGCUUGCGCGGACCGAGUUGUUCUCUGUCUCACAGGAAAUCAAGGAGCAAUUGAUCCUGGCCUUGUCUGACUUGGUCACUUUGGUCGCGAGCGUGUCAACCCACUUCCACAAGGCGAUUCGUGAAUUGACCACUACAUCUAUUUCUGUCAAUAUCUAUGACACGUUCCCUGGUCAAAUCCAAUCAUUCCGUGAGCGCUGUGGAAAGAUUGCUGAGUCCAUGUGGAGACACCAGCUUGCGAAGGAGAACAUUGAUACAGAUAGAGUCUCUGUUGUCCAGUCUGUUAGAUCUUGGCUCGCACCUGAAGAUCGCGUUCUCAGCCAUCUCGCCGAGAAUAUCUCUCACCUUGCCCAUGAGCGAGAGGAAUUAACCUGUCUCUGGAUGAGCUCAUACUUGACUCGUUUUCUGAAGAGCCCGGCAACCACUCUCUCCUUCUCCGGAAAGCCGGGAUCUGGAAAAACUGUACUUGCGUCUGUUAUUGUCGACCGUUUGCAAGAGCAAAUCGGCGGAGUCACCUAUAACGCCUUGUUUAUUCCCAUCAACGCGAGGAUUCCAGCAGAGACUACUCCUGCUGCUAUCGCCAAGACUAUCCUCUUUCAGCUCUUUGAGAAGCGUAUUGGAAAUAUCCAGCUCUUACACAUCUUGGGCGAUGCCUACGAGCGCAGCCGGAAGACCACCAGUGCUGCUGACUACGAGAACAUCCUUUGGAAUGCACUAGAACGUGCCUUGGCCGCCGCUCUCAAGGAUGCCAAAGAGUUGGUUAUUGUCGUUGACGGUCUUGAUGAGGCUUCCUGCGGCGAGGCAACUCUCCUCAAAAGACUUACUGCGGCAACUAAUAAUUCAACCAAUGUCAAGCUGAUUACUCUCGGAACUGAGAUACCACCAGCCUCAGAGAGUGUGAUGCACGUUUCGGUCAACGAGGAUCGGAUUGUUGAGGAUGUCUCUACGGUGGUGCGGAGCAAUCUCAUCCACAGCCAUAGCUUUCUGGAAUUGUCAGACUUGAGCCAGGAAACCGUUGUGGAUCAGAUAUCUGAAGCAUCUCGUGGCUCCUUCCUCUGGGCCAAGCUUUGUACCAAGCGGGUUCGUCAUGAACACACCCCUGACAACCUCCCAAAGGCCGUCGAGACUAUUAUCAACAGCAAGCCAACCAUCGCCGACUUUGUUCUUCAUACUAUACAGUCUCCUGAAGUCAACGAGGAUGCUAAAUACAUGUUGCUCUGGCUUGCUACAGCCGAGCGCCCCUUGCUGUUAAAGGAGCUCGUCACUCUGGCCUCCAUUCAGACUGACAAGUACACGAUCACUGAUCGCAAGCUGGAUCCAUUGCACGUCCUAAGGCCCCUGAACUCUCUUGUUUUCCUACAAGACGGUCAGGUGUAUCUUCGCCAUGGGCUCAUCCGGACUGCGGUCUUAGAUGUCUUCUCCAAGGGGAAACUCACCCAAGCGGUCAAGGACCGUCACGUCGACUUCGUUACUCGGCUGUUUAUCUACAUCAAGAAUGCCGUUUCCGAGCAUCAUGAGCCGUCUUUGACCCCUCUAGAUCGACAUGAUACCACUGUGCUAGUGUCAAAACAUCCUCUCCUUGAUUUUGCUGUUAGAUACUGGCCUCUGCAUCUGAAGCAAACCUCGGUCUUUACAACUGGGGGUGAAGGACCCACAGCUAAGGAGUUUGGCAAGAUUUUACCGUUUUCUACUACUCUCUUGCUGCUGCAGAACGCUCUCUGGCAAAAAGUUUCAACCCCGACGUUGUUGUCUUAUCAGACCAUUGUCAUGAACCUAUGCCGCCAUUUACUUACCACGAACAACGUCGUGACUCUCCAGUCCAUCAUUUCCUUGGCUCUCCUGCGUCGGGAUAUCCACCACGUUUCUGAGGCCAUUCCUCUGUUUUAUGAGGUUACGACAGGUAGCCAGACAUUGCUCACAGCACGUCAUAUUGUCACGAUGCAGAUGGCCCGUCUGUUUCUCGACUUAACAGUGGAGCAAAUAACGACCACCAAGUCAGACAUCAUGGCUAAGCGUGAAAUUGUGCUUUGGUUGAUUGUCGAAUGCUACAAGAUCCACUACGGCAACACCUCGGAGCAAGUGGUCACGGUUCUCAAGACGUUGGUUGAGCAUUACCGCUUGAUUAAAGAGGAGAAGAGGGUCCAAGAGAUUGAAGUGACCAUCCAGUCAAUCACCGGUUCUCAAUACAGCACCGUUGAUGAUGAUGCCCACGGCGAUCUACAUGUUCAUCUAAACCGCCAUGAGCAAAAUGGCGAAACCGGUGUUCGCUUUGUCCUAGAUGUCGAGGAGGAUGACGUGAGAUCUGAAUCCUUCGACUCUGAAGCCCUGCUCAAACAAGCUCAGGCGUUUGUCGCUGAAGGCCGUGUCACCGAGGCCGAGUGCAUUUACGUUGAAAUCUGGCAGCGAGCUAGCAAGGAGUGCCGGAUGCAGCACUCAGAGCACUGGGAGCAGAUCAAGCUCAGGUCUGUUGUGAUUUACUCGAAAUUUCUUCAGUCUCAAAAGAGAGAGUAUGAGGCCUCAUCCAUUUUGUCCAGCGUUUGGGAAGAGUACAGGCAUACCAGCCUGUCUCUCUCACAGUCCUCUGCAUCACAUUUCCAAGAGAUUGCCUCAGUCAUGUCUGCCGUGGGACUCUCUGCUGCAGCUUUGAGUAUCUUCAAGCACUGCGCCUAUUACUACCAGAGUACCAACAGCACUUCCUCCUCGGCCUACUCGGAGAUCCAGAAAAGCAUUACAGCCACCUCGCAGCAAGUGAUGAAACAGGCCAGUUCUUCAUCUUCAGUCGUGUCGGAAACCACCUUGGAGGAAAUUGUCUUCGAGGCUUCCAGCUCCAUUACCAAGAUUGAUCAGAGCUCGUUUACUGCCACUCACACACUGGCUGAGCUGUACAGCUCUCAGCAUCGUUGGAAGGAUGCUACUCGGGUUCUUAAGAAGGUCCUUCACGGUCUUUGGCCAUCUCUGUUCGCCCCGUCCGUUCAGGAUGUAAACCUUCCGUCCAAGCACACCGACAAGUGUGUGGACCUUGCCGAGCGUCUCAGCCAGUGCUAUCACUACCGCCGUCGUUUCCUCCGAGAGGAGGGUAUUCGUGUGCGCGUCUACCAUGCUGUCCGCUUUUCUAAACCUGUCGAUGACAGGCUGAGGGAGCGCGUUACGACCGAGCUGCUCAAGCUCUAUGAACGUUCCUCCCAGCCUGACAUGGGUAUCAGCACCCGCCAGGAGAUCUUGGACGACUACACCAAGCACUACGGUCCCGAGCACCCCAUUGUCAUCAAGACCCUGUGGACUUUGGCUGAGCUUACACACCCUCGCCCCAUUUCUGUUGAAUACUACCAACGAAUCAUUCGGGCCUUGAACAAAGAUUCGCCCAAGUGCCAAGCCGAGGCAAUUGAGCCCCUUGUCAUUGUUGUGACUGAGCUGUGGAAUCAGAGUCGGUUCUCUGAUGCUGUGCCCUACUAUUCGCUGCUCUUCACUACUUUUCUAGAUGAUACCAAGAAGAGUCCAAGAUUCCAAAACCAGGACUUUGUCCUGGAGUUCUUCACCAGGUAUACUCACUGCUUGCGCAGUGUUCGCACUGAAAUCACUACACUGCACAAGAUCACUGUCGACUAUCAAUCAAAGGUCAAGACAGUGUUUGGUGUCACCGCCUCAAUCACUAUCAAGGCCACCUUGGCCCUCGCAAAGGUUUGCCAGGAGUCAAAGCGCUAUGAAACUGAGGUCAUCACUCUGUACGAAGAUUUGCUCAAGAUCAAGUCUGACGAGAUUGACUACGAUGAGAUCACUGCCAUCCUUGAUGGUAUUUACGAGGAGCAGACCAAGUCCGAGUCAAUCUCUUCCAUCCAGGUUGAGCGAGCCUCCAAGAUCUUGAGAAAGCGCAUUACUACCAUUCGCGAGACUCAUGGAUGGGCCCACGAAGAAUCUUUAUCCAAGCUCCAGGAAAUAGUUUCUUUCCACUCUAAACACAGUGAAACAGAGUCCGUCAUUCAGGAACUUAAAGAGUCUACCGUGCAGAUCCUUUCGUCGGAAUCAUCUUCCACCAGACUUGUUUCUGCCGCCGCUGUGAUUGCUUCCAGUUAUAUUGCAACCAACCAAGUUUCGAAGGCCACUGAACUGUCUCAGGAGCUCUACCGCCAGGUUGUCAUAAAAGACACUUCCAAUGUGAAGUCGUACAAGUUUGAUCUCUCGUCCAAGGGUCGCCAGAGCCUCAUCUUCUUGGCCCAGCUUGAGCACAGCCUUCGCCGGGGCCCUUCGACCAUUACUGAAAUCCUCGCUUCCUUAACCACGGAGUAUCUUUAUUUCGAGGAGUUCAGAAGCCAAAUUUCGUCGAAGAGUAGCUCCUUCCACGCCGUAUCUGUGCUUGCUGCACGUCUCUAUCAUUUCCUGUUGCUCAGCAACCGCCAGGCUGCCGCCACUCGUGUCUUCAAUGACUUCGUUGGCUACUUCCUGGCCAGUGAGGGCAAGCGGAUCAAGUCGACCGAGACUGCUCAAGUGAAGGUCUUUAUUUUGACCAUCCUCGACCACUUCCAUAAGCACCAGUCUACGAACUUUAUCCGCUCGAUUGGUAUUGCCAGCAACAGUCGUGUUCUCGAGCUUCUAAAGAAGAAGGACUACGAUAGUGCAUGUGAUCUCGCCAUCGCUUCCUUCAACUACAUCUCGGCUCAUGAUAUUUACCGUACUCCCGCUAUUGUCAAGUUUGUCUUCACUUUGGGCAUAGUGGUUACUGGUCGGACCAUCUCCCCGCAGCCCGAUCAGGCCGCCCAGAAGAAGUUGCUUGGAGCCUCCACGGUCAUAAUUCAGGAAGUCCUUCGCGUCGUCAGUGACCUGAAGAUCAACUUGGCUCAUAUCAGUCUGGACUACCUCAACAUCCUUAUCGGCGUUGUUGGUCAGCAAAAGGACUACAAGAACCUGGUCUGGCUUCUUUCUAGCAUCUGGAAUAACCGCAAUCAACAGAUCAACUGGUCCCCAGCUGUUACCCUUCAGCUGGCCCGCCGCUACAUCCUAGCCCGCUAUCUGGUUGGCGAUGCUCUAAAAGCCGCCCGCUUGGCUGAGGACAUUGUCUACAACUGCCGCCGGGUGAACGGUGCCCGCCACUCAAGCACCCUUGAGAUGUCUACCCUUCUUUCACAGAUUUACACUGGCAUUGCCCAGCGCUAUCAGUCCGAGAAGGGUGGUCAACACAUGGCCAGCAAGUACUACAAGAAGAGCGCCAGUGUGCACGAGAACCUCCUUCGCAUUUUCAUUGAUCCAUCAUUGGCCGACGUUGAAGGUGGUCUUGACAGCAGCAUGAGCAUAGAUGGAUCAGUAUUCGAGCUUGACUUGGCCGACAGCACCGUCAAUGGCAAUUUCUCGGACGGCGAGCAUGUCCGCCAGCACUUGCAGCUGCUCAAGCUUGCCGUGCAGCGGUUGGGUGACUGGCCUAAGGACUAUAGUGAAUACGACCAUCUGAAUGCUGAACUCUUUUCUACUUUCAAGGACGAGUUGCAGGGAGUCGAGGGUGUUGAAAAGUGGAACCUGAAGAGCUUUGGCUCCGGCAAGGCUGCCAGCAACGAGGACACGCUGAACUUGGAAUUCAAAUCUUGGGAACUUGAGGUUGCUCAGGCCAGGGAGGAGAACGAAGAAGUGCUGUGA
Penicillium riverlandense is the source of this 6063-nucleotide messenger RNA. RefSeq names its product NACHT domain protein. The transcript is spliced from 5 exons. NCBI's taxonomy places the organism in Eukaryota, Fungi, Ascomycota, Eurotiomycetes, Eurotiales, Aspergillaceae. The record is from RefSeq and is a predicted model, not a curated record. Gene Ontology annotation, molecular function: protein binding. The coding region runs from base 1 to 6063 and encodes 2020 amino acids.